Messenger RNA from Halteromyces radiatus, 971 nucleotides. RefSeq lists its product as uncharacterized. NCBI's taxonomy places the organism in Eukaryota, Fungi, Mucoromycota, Mucoromycetes, Mucorales, Cunninghamellaceae. The record is from RefSeq and is a predicted model, not a curated record. The transcript has 6 exons. Gene Ontology annotation, cellular component: SAM complex. Bases 38 to 913 code for a protein of 291 amino acids.
UUUUUUUUUUUUUAGAAAACGACAUUGACUUAUUGAGAUGCCACCAUUUAUAGAAAACACUCCUCGAUUUCCACAACUCCCAAAUAUUGAAUUACCUCCUUUUCUUUCGUUCUUGAAACUCGCUUCAUUCCCUUUGAAAACUUAUCCACCUGUCAGUCAACCCAAACGUAGUCAAAAAGAUACUUUAUACAUUUAUGGUCCUGGUUUACGUGCCUCUCCCUCCAUUAGUUUUGAUGUUGACUGUAUUCAAACUCAAAUCUAUUUUCGAUUCUGCAACUUGGACGUGGAUAUCAAGUUUACUAAUGAUCCUGAAGCUUCCCCUUCUGGUAAAUUACCCUAUUUUUCAACUGUGACUGGAAAGCUUUUGACUGGUACGCAAAUAGAUCAAUGGCUCAAAGACAAUGAAAAGGAUAUCUCACUAGGAACUCAUCAAGAUGAAGCUAUUGCAUUUAUAUCUAUGGUGAAAUCAAAAUUACAUCCUGCUUUGUUAUUCUCGAUGUGGCUGGAACCACUUAAUUAUAAUGAAAACACAUUCCGUAUGUAUUACGGUCAUAUUCCAGCACCAAUCAAUUCAAUCAUGGGAUAUAGGAAAAAAGAAGAAAUUGUGAAUCAAUUAUUGGCAAAUCGUGAUAUUUUAUCCCGAGAAGAGGUAUAUGCAGAUGCAGCCCAAACAUUAGAAGCAUUAUCGAUCAAACUUGGUGAUUAUACAUACUUUUUUGACCAAUCUGGACCCACCUGGAUGGAUGCAGUGGUUUUUUCUUAUCUUCAUGUGAUCCUUGGUGUUCCUCCCGUCAGCAAAUCUAAUACUUCUACCGAAGAACGAAAUCAAGCUGCCACAUUACGAAAAUUGGUCCAGAAACAUCAAAACCUUGUACGAUAUGCCAAACAUAUCAAUGAACAUUAUCUCAAAUAAUAAUAGUUACAUAUAGUGAUGAUUUAAAAUAGAAUGAAAUUCAAAUAAAAACAAAAAC